GCAGGAAGUGUAGCACAGUGAUUUCCUUUCAUGCAGGCAGAACAAUGCGAGGGGGAAUGUGUAGGGGCCUUUUUUUCUAAUCAAAUUUCUAACAUUCCACCAAAUGCUCUAUGGUAGAUACAACUCUUCUUUUACCUUGACAAUUUUGAAAGCUAUGGAUCGCAACAGUUCUAGUUCUGAAGAGUCAUGGCCACCCAAUUUCUGGAAUCAAAUAAUAAUAGCAUUUUCAGUUUCUAUGGUCAUUGGACUCAUUAUUGGAGGCAUGAUCUGGGCUUUGCUAACAUGCCUGUCUAGCCGGAGAGCUAGUGCUCAUAUUUCCCAGUGGACCUCCUCGUCUUUUAACCGACGUUCCAGACCUACCUAUGGAUGUGCUGCCAGCAGGCCAGGAUUCUACCGGAACAGCAGCUGUGAACGGCGCAGCAACCUCAGUUUGGCCAGCCUUACAUUUCAAAGGCAAGCUUCCUUGGACCAGGCCAACUCUUUCCCAAGGAAAUCAAGUUUCCGGGCCUCCACGUUUCACCCCUUUCUGCAAUGCCCUCCACUUCCUGUAGAAACUGAAAGUCAGCUGAUCACUCUGGUACCCACCAGCACGACCACAACCCUUACAGGGAGCACCACCAAUAGCCUGUCUCGUCCUGAAUUUCACUGGUCUAAUAACAGUCUUCGUGUCUGCCAUUCAACACAAACCCCACCUCCUGCCUAUGACUCUAUCAUAAAGGCUUUUCCAGAUUCUUGAUUGCUAUUCUUGGUAUCACACAUGGAGAAAGAAUCUCAGUUCUGUGGUGUGUGUUUUUGUGUGUGGAAAGAUACCAGAGAAGCUUACCAAAGCUGAAAGGACCUACAGCGCUAAAUCGCGAGUGGCAGCAUCACUAAGAUGCAGAUGAAACAGAGCAAAACACUGAUCUCCCUUAGCUUUGAAGACCUUCUUACACUAUACACAACCAUCUGUGAUAACCUGUGUAUUUAUAUUUAUCUCUGCUUUGUAAUUAUUGCCUCUAGUUUCAGUGGUCUGAAGAAAUUGAACCAUUGCCAAAGGCAGAAGCCUAAAAUAACUUGUACAUACUAUUAAUUACUAAGUACGUACUAUUAAGUACAUACUAUUAACCUAAGCAUAGUGUUGUUGUUGUCUUUUUUCAUAUAGGAUUUUCUUAUCCUCCAGGGGUUUGGAUUCCCCUAUGACUUGUUCAUCCACUCACAAUAUUGACAUUUGAUAGCAAGGUUCAUAAAUAUUCUCCAGCACAUGUUAAUGUUUAAAACCAUUUAGUAUUUGUAUUAUCUUUCAUAAAAUUUAUAUAUUUUUUCAGUUAUAUCUACUUCAAAUCAUAAUCUAGUGAUUUACCCUGCAAGCUUACUUUGUAUAUCUUGUACAAGCUGAGGAGAAAGUCCCUCUGAAUUCAGAAAGGCCAAAAGGAGAUGUGUACCAAUGCUAGCGCCAGGAUAUUUGUGUGUGUGGGGGUGUCAGUGUGUGUCUGUGU
Molecule: messenger RNA, 1475 nt
Organism: Pogona vitticeps (central bearded dragon)
Lineage: Eukaryota; Metazoa; Chordata; Lepidosauria; Squamata; Agamidae
Gene: MYCT1
Product: MYC target 1
Cellular component (GO): nucleoplasm
Source: RefSeq, a predicted model, not a curated record